Molecule: messenger RNA, 2391 nt
Organism: Erythranthe guttata (spotted monkey flower)
Lineage: Eukaryota; Viridiplantae; Streptophyta; Magnoliopsida; Lamiales; Phrymaceae
Product: heat shock 70 kDa protein
Molecular function (GO): ATP-dependent protein folding chaperone; ATP binding
Source: RefSeq, a predicted model, not a curated record
UCUCUCCCGAAUUCUCCAGUACAUUCAUUCAUGCAUCAAACCCUAUGUAGAAUCUUCUCGAAUCACACUCCAUUUACAUAUACAUAAACUCCCUCCCCCAAUUUUUCAUUCUCAUCAAACAAAAAUCAAUCGCCGGAGCAAAAUUUCAAAAUAAAACAAAAUAAAAAUCCAGUCUUUUUUCCCACUGUAAUUUCCAAAGCUUCGAUUCGAUCAACAAUGGCGACGACGAAAGAGAACAACAAGGCGAUCGGCAUAGACCUCGGCACAACCUACAGCUGCGUCGGCGUCUGGCUAAACGACCGCGUGGAGAUCAUCCCGAACGACCAGGGCAACAGAACCACCCCUUCCUACGUAGCUUUCACCGACACCGAGCGUCUCAUCGGCGACGCCGCCAAAAACCAGGUGGCGAUGAACCCCCACAACACCGUCUUCGACGCCAAGCGCCUCAUCGGCCGCCGCGUAAGCGAUCCCUCCGUCCAGAGCGAUAUGAAGCUCUGGCCGUUCAAGGUCCUCCCCGGCCCAGCCGACAAGCCGAUGAUCGGCGUCACCUACAAAGGCGAGCAGAAGCAGUUCUCCGCCGAGGAGAUCUCUUCAAUGGUCCUCACGAAGAUGAGGGAAACCGCCGAAUCGUUUCUAGGUUACCAGAUCAAAAACGCCGUCGUAACGGUUCCCGCGUAUUUUAACGACUCUCAGCGACAGGCAACGAAAGAUGCCGGCGCGAUCGCCGGCCUCAACGUCCUUCGUAUUAUAAACGAACCCACUGCCGCCGCAAUUGCUUACGGCCUGGAUAAGAAAAGCUCCCGAUCCGGCGAGCAGAAUAUCCUCGUCUUCGAUUUAGGCGGCGGCACUUUCGACGUUUCAUUACUCACUAUAGAAGAAGGCAUCUUCGAGGUGAAAGCCACCGCCGGCGACACUCAUCUCGGCGGCGAAGACUUCGAUAACCGCCUGGUCAACCACUUCGUCUCCGAGUUCCGACGGAAGAACAAAAAGGACAUAAGCGGAAACGCCAGGGCUUUAAGAAGACUCCGAACCGCCUGCGAACGAGCGAAAAGAACCCUCUCCUCCACCACGCAAACGACAAUCGAAGUCGAUUCAUUAUUUGAAGGGAUUGAUUUCUACGCCACCAUAACCAGGGCGAGAUUUGAAGAGCUCUGUAUGGACAUGUUCAUGAGGUGUAUGGAGCCCGUCGAAAAAUGCUUACGAGACGCGAAAAUCGAUAAAUCGUCGGUCCAUGAGGUGGUUCUAGUUGGUGGCUCCACCCGAAUCCCGAAAGUCCAGCAGCUGCUGCAAGACUUCUUCAAUGGCAAAGAGCUCUGCAAGAGCAUAAACCCCGACGAGGCGGUGGCUUACGGGGCGGCAGUCCAGGCGGCGAUCCUCACCGGAGAAGGCGACGAGAAAGUUCAAGAUUUGUUACUACUCGACGUCACUCCAUUAUCUCUAGGCCUCGAAACUGCGGGCGGUGUGAUGACGGUUUUAAUCCCGAGAAACACGACAAUUCCGACGAAGAAAGAGCAGAUCUUUUCGACUUAUUCAGAUAAUCAACCGGGGGUUUUAAUCCAAGUUUACGAAGGCGAAAGGGCGAGGACUAGAGAUAAUAAUUUACUCGGAAAAUUCGAGCUGACGGGGAUUCCGCCUGCUCCGAGGGGGGUCCCACAGGUGAACGUGACGUUCGAUAUAGAUGCGAACGGAAUCUUGAACGUGAUGGCGGAGGACAAAACGGCCGGAGUGAAGAACAAGAUUACGAUCACUAACGACAAGGGGCGGUUGAGUAAAGACGAUAUCGAGAAAAUGGUGAGAGAUGCGGAGAGGUACAAGGCGGAGGACGAGGAAGUGAAGAGGAAAGUGGAGGCGAAGAAUGCGUUGGAGAAUUACGCGUACAACAUGAGGAAUACGGUGAGGGACGAGAAGUUUGCCGGAAAGUUGGAUUCCGGCGACAAGGCGAGGAUCGAGAAGACGGUGGAGGAGUGUGUGGAGUGGCUGGAGAAGAAUCAGCUGGCUGAGGUGGAUGAGCUUGAGGAUAGGUUGAAGGAGUUGGAGGGGAUUUGCAAUCCCAUUAUUUCUAAGAUGUAUCAGAGUGGCGGCGGCGAUGGUGGUGCUCCGAUGGAUGAUGAUGUGGCGGGUGGUGGCGGUGGAAGCUCCGGUGGUGGGGCGAGCUCCGGCGGUAGGGCGGGGCCGAAGAUUGAGGAAGUUGAUUAGAUUUUGGUUCUUAGGGAGUUUUUUAAGGAGUGUUUGGUGUGUUUUUUUGUGUGUUUUGAUUUUCAGUUUGUUUUGUAUUUUCCUUUUUGGUUUUUGCUGCUUGUGUAAAUAGUGGUUAGAUGUGGAUGUUAGAUCAAUGUAAUAACUAAAUAAAGUACGAUUAAUUACUGAUUAUUUCGUAUUGUUCUAUGUUAA